Gallus gallus (chicken) is the source of this 984-nucleotide messenger RNA. It is a transcript of the gene SMIM7, whose product is annotated as small integral membrane protein 7. NCBI's taxonomy places the organism in Eukaryota, Metazoa, Chordata, Aves, Galliformes, Phasianidae. The record is from RefSeq and is marked validated. The transcript is spliced from 5 exons. Bases 19 to 246 code for a protein of 75 amino acids.
GGCGCCGUCACCGCCGCCAUGCUGGGGGAUCUGCUGCUCUGCGGAACGCUGCUGGUGAACGCCGGCGCUGUGCUGAACUUCAGACUGAGGAGGAGAGACACGGAGGGCUUCGGCGAGGGGGCGAGGGAGCCCACCACCGGUGACAAUAUCAGAGAGUUCUUGCUGAGCCUUAGGUAUUUCCGAAUCUUCAUUGCCUUGUGGAAUGUCUUCAUGAUGUUCUGCAUGAUUGUGUUAUUUGGAUCUUGAAAGUCAUCCACAAACAUGGCUGGUAACUUGGAAGAGACUUUUGGCUGCAAACAUAACUUUUCUAUCAAGUAAAAGAUUAUAAUGCUUUCCAAACACAGCCCUGGGAUUGUGACGGUUCUUCAGCACGAGCUCCAAGGGGCAGCACAGCACACAGCCCCCCCAGCCAGCUGUGUAAGGCUGUGGGUGUGCGGGGCUGCGUGCUGCAGGGCAGGGAGCCUUCCAGCCCCUGAGCCAAAGGCCUCAAAGUAAAAUUAAUUCAACUUCACCGGGAGGAAAAAAACAACCCACCCACCUUUACAGUGGGUUGCUCAGCAUUCUGUGCCCGAUGUGCAGCGGAUUGCAGCUGACUGACAGCCACAGCCGUGCAGCUCUGCCUCAUCGCUCACCCCACGUUCUGCUGCGUCUGCCGUCACUGCGCUGUGGGCCACAUGGAAGUCACACCUCAUUACUGUGACGCGGAGUGAAGAAUUGAUGUAACUUGGAAAAAAAAAAAAAGGCAUUUUUCCCUCACAAUUCCAUUUUUCUUUGGAAAUGUAGAAAUAGGCAUCUCAAAAAAGGGUCCUCACUUCCUCACUUUUUCCCCCAACAAAUUCAUUUUUAGAUACAAAUUUGAAGAUAAGGGGUUUUUUCCUCAGCAAUCCGUAAGGGACUUUGAACAGGAAAACAUUUGUGAUUCCGAGGAGGUUUUGGGAUCAUUUUGGAUUCGGUUGAAUAAAAAAGUUCUAUUUAAGGGUAAAA